AGGUAUUUCUCCCUUUCUAUAGGUGGCGACGGGGAGGCAGCUCGAUUUGAGAUGCCACGGGCUCGGGAACCUGAGACGGAAUGGUACAACGGGAGGGCGGCUCGUUUUGUCUCGGCGAGGAGCGGGAGCUGUGUAAACCAGACUGGGUGGAGCAACGCACCGCCCGCCCCAUCCAUCGCGCAGACGGCCUUGUGUCCCGUUCGCCUGGAGCUCGGAGAGAGACUACUGUACUGAAAAGUCUGGCGGAUAGAGAGAGACAGAGAGAGGGGGCCGGUCUAUGGGAGGGACUAGCGCAGAGGGGGGAAUCGGAAGGAGGAGGGGGCGAGGAGGAGGAGGCGGCACGGUUUGCUGUUUCUCCAGUCUCUUUCCCCUGUCUUUGUCUCACACACUCUUUUGUUAGCCAUGCCUAGCCUGCUGGUUUUAGCAGGGAUCAUGGAGAAAAACGGGGGCUAUGCCGGGGAUCUGGCCGGCUCCGGCUUCGGAGGCGACGGUCUCCUCGUGCCGCCCGACGAGGAGGAAGACGACUCCCGUGCCCUCAGGGUCGCGCUGGGCCAGUUAUCUCUGCUGGGGCUCGGGGGGGAAGGCGAGGACGGCGGCGGCGGAGCCCCGACAACAGGAGUGCAGGACCGGAGCAACAAUAACAACAACCACCACAACCACACGAACAACGUUGGCGGAGGAGGGGACGCGGCGAUCCUGCAAGGGAAGAGCAAGUUGUGCGCCCUGUACGAGAGCUCCUCAAGUGAGACGAAGGGACGAGGCUGCAACAUAACAGAAUGCGUCCCAGUGCCCAGCUCUGAACAUGUGGCCGAAAUAGUGGGGAGACAAGGUUGCAAGAUCAAAGCCCUGCGGGCCAAGACCAACACCUACAUCAAAACCCCCGUGAGAGGAGAGGAGCCCGUGUUCCUGAUCACUGGCCGGAAGGAGGAUGUUGCGCUGGCCCGCCGUGAAAUCAUCUCCGCCGCAGAGCACUUCUCCAUGCUCCGGGCCUCCCGCAACAAGCUGGGGGUGUCCUUUAGCGGCUCCCCGCCCACACCGCUGCCGGGUCAGACCACCAUUCAGGUGAGAGUGCCAUACCGCGUCGUGGGGCUGGUAGUGGGGCCCAAAGGCUCCACCAUCAAGCGCAUCCAGCAGCAGACCUGCACUUACAUCGUCACGCCCAGCCGAGACCGCGACCCCGUCUUCGAGAUCACGGGGUCGCCGAGCAACGCAGAGAGGGCUCGCGAGGAGAUCGAAGCACACAUCGCCUUCCGAACGGGAGGCCUGCACGACCACAACAACGAGAACGACUGUCUGGGGCCGAACGGCGGAAGCAGCCCGGCGGGCAGCAGCGGCGGUCUGGAGAGCCGGCUACAGCAGGUGUGGGGUCUGCAGGGGGGCCAGCGCAAGCCUCUCACCAGCAGCUACCGCCAGAACUUCUCAGAUGCCAUGGUGGGAGGGGGAGGGGGAGGCGAGGGAGGGGGAAUCUACAGCAAGAGCAACUUCUCCAGCUCCGGAGAGAAGCCGUGCUCUUAUUUCGGAUCGGAGGGCACCCAGAGCUGGGGCGACCCAGACUACCCCAAACAGGUGGCCUUCUACGCCCAGCAGCGGUCCAAGAGCUUCGGAGGCCUCCCGCUCCCCCUGACCAGACUCUCCCCCGGCUUACCCGAGUCCUGCGGAGGCAACAACAACUCGUCAGUCACCAGCAUUGUGUCCGUAUCCGGCUCGCCUCACGCCCAGGCCCGCCGCGCCCACAGUGAGCCCAUCUCGGCCGGCGAGGGUUUCCCGGGCCGCCUGCCAGUGCCGGACUCGCCACCGAUCACUGUGCGGGACUGCAUGACCUGCUUUGAAAGCAAAGUGACGGCUGCCUUGGUGCCCUGUGGCCAUAACCUCUUCUGCAUGGAGUGUGCCAUCCGAAUCUGUGAGCUCAACCACCCGGAGUGCCCAGUGUGCCACACCCAGGUCACACAGGCCAUCCGAAUAUUCUCUUAAGGAACCACAUCAGUUUUUAUCAUUAGUUUUGUCAGUGUUUGUUCAAUAAUUAUUUACUGUUAUUAUGAUUAUUAUUAUAAUACACACUUUUGUUUUCCAGAAAAUUUACAAACAAUCAAGCAGAUAUUUUAGAAGGCACUGCUUGCUUUACUAAAAAGUAUAAGAAAUAUUUUUAAGUUUUUCUUUUAUAUAUAUAUAUGCAUAUAUAUUUUAUAAAAGUUUUGUUUAUAAGAGAAGUAUAGUACCUUGCAUUUUCAGUUUUUUGACUGCUGCUGUUUUUCAUUCAUGAAUCACAGCGUAGGCAGAGGUAGACAGUAAUGUGAACAUUUUAUUAUUCAAAUUUUUUAUUUUACCAUGAAGUGGGUUUAUAUGGAAGGAAGAAGAUGAUUGUUGAGAUACCCAAUCUGCACCUGACUGACCCGGAGAGUCAAUGUUGUUAUUAGAAGGAGAGAAGAAGAAAAAGAACCGUAGACUUGUCAUUGCACCUUACAAUCAUCUUGGUCUAAAAUAGGAUUUUCACAAUCAUACCUUAAAAUUUCGGGAGCUGAGGUGUAUUCCACCUCUUCUCAGUUUUACUGUGAUUGUGAUUUAAUUGGUCCAAAACCGAUAUUGAUUUCAGCAAAAUGAAAAUGUGAAUAUAUUGGUUUGAGUCAAAGCCAUGUUACCUUUCAACAAAAGACAGCCCCCUUAUUUCAUCCUUACACCUGGAAGGAUUGACGCUAAAAAAAAGGAAUAGGACAUUACAUCCUUUAUUUAUGGUAAUUGGUCACAUUUGUAUUGGUGUCAUCAUUCACAGAGAUGGGUGAAAGUUGCAUGAAGUAUCAGUGAAUUUUUUUUUUCUUUCCAGUAGCCAUUGAUUACACUUCGGUCACUGCAGUUUGUUGAAAAGACUCGGUAACGCUCGCUCCUCGUGGCACUUGAAAAGCGCGUGGUUCCUCGGUUGGCUUAAAGCACUGAUUUAAUUUGUGAGGCCGAAAGCCUUGGAAUUCGUCCAGUUGGCUAGUUCUCGAUAUCUGUCUCCCCCGAUGGACUUGUUUCAAAGCCACCUAAACCGUGCUUUAUUGUCUUGUGUGGCCAUUUGGCCGCAGUCGCUGAACGAUAUAGGACGGUCAACAAGCGUCUCGCCGAGGUGUGCGCUGUAAAUAAAGAGGAGAAUUGGUACGCGGACAGAAGCCGAGUAAAACUGCGCACCGUUUCCUGAAUCAGCAGCAGACUCCGAUUCAAAAUAGUUGACGCUGUAAAAACACAGAGUCCCAAAUCAGUAAUCCUUCCUCCAACGGCAUUGUGCGUGAGCUCCGAGGGGGCCAGCUGUCUCCCCCUGUAAUUAGCAAAGCUGUACGAGAGCAGGUGUUUCGUGGCACACUGUAGCUGUGACCCCAAGUCGGAGGUCUCGCCUAGCCCCCUUUUCAUUCUCUCUUUUCUUUGGGGAGUGGCUUUUAUGUCUUGCCCCUGCUUACAGUUUGAUCGUUUGCUUUUUCCGAAGGCCUCUCCGAGCGGUAGCGUAUUGUCUGGGCCCCGGUAGCGGCGUGGGCUGCGGAGUGCUCGGACACGGCCUGGAUCCACUCAUUGAUAAUUAGGCAAAUGGGUUGGUCCAGGUGCGGACCGCGUGGGGGGACUCUGGAGCUUGUGUGAGGGGGUAAGACAGGGUCCCGCAGCGAAGCCCCCCUUUUUGUCGACCCGCCCCAACCGUUACAAACUCGGUGGGGGCUGGAUGGUCUGGAUGCAGCUGGGCGAAUGGGACCCCCUCCUUCCACUCCCUCUUGCCCCUUCCUCCCCCCUUUUUCCUCUCCUUUGCCGCGGCUCCGAGCUAUCCCUACUGGGGAGAGGGGGCCUCUUUUGUCCUAAAACACACACACACACAAUUUGAAAGACACUAGCUGAAUUUGGCAGUGCCUGUGCAAUGAGUGAAUUAGGAGAGAAAUAAAUUAUCUUCAGUUAUCAGGGGAUUCCCCAGUUACCUGCUUUCAACGUUAAAUUGGCUGUGUACCCUUUUCCAAAUUAUAUAACUGUACGCGCUCACCUACAAAGGAAAAGAGAUGAUCUUGAUCGUGAUCUUGUCACACCGGGUGCAGCAUUAACUCCCCCCCCUCCCCCUCCACUCCCCCAAUAGCACCGCCCUGAAAUUUCAACGCGGGGGGUUCUGUUUGUGUGACUGCGCCGGUGCAGAUCGUGUCAGCCCCGCUACUGUAUGGGACAUCCUGCAGCUGCCCCCUUCAGUAUGGACACCCAGGCUUCAACCAACGGCAGCCCCCCCCCUUAGCUUUGAGCUUCCAGAAUGAAACCAAACAAUUGUAAUUGACAGGAAAGCAGAGGAAACGCCCCAUUUAACCAGCACUCAUGCUGAAUCAAAUUACACACCCUCUGCGUCUGCCUUAGCCCCAGCCUGGGGAUUUCUGAGGGCUAGAGGAGAGCGGGUGGGGGUAGGGAUUAAAGCUGUUGAAUGAUAGGAGUGGAGAAGGGGGGGGGGCAUUUUUGCUGAAGAAAGAGAGAAGUAUGCUCCCCCCCCAAAAAAAGAAACUGUGCAGAUCUUGCAAUUGUAUUGAUCAUUGAAGUCGUGCAGAGCUGCUGGCUGUUGUCACAUGUGGGCCAGCGGUGACGACAGGGAGCCUCUCAAUGAUACUCGGCUUCUGUCUCCAAAAUAACAUACAACAUUUACAGCUGUGUCUUCCGGGACUCAAAAAGCCCCUCCUUUUUUAAAUUUUUACAAAAAAAAAAAAAAGAACAACAAACAAAACGUAUAAAGCAGACCACUCGCAUUACGUGUGGACUGCGCGGAAAAAGCACCCUGAGAUCUAUCAGAUGUAGGAAUAAAGAAUAGUUAGCAUUUAACGGACGGAGGAGUUGCACAGUGGUUUGCCCUCAGCUUUCAAUGUCAAAUUCAAGGCAGUGUGACUGCUGCUCUUAGUAUUUUUGUUAGUUUGUUUUCCGCCUUAAUAUUUUGUAUUCAAAUAUUGCCAUUGCUUUGGCAUACAAGGUAGCAACUUUCGCCUUUGAUAGCACCGCCCCCCCCCCCCCCCCCCCAAACAACUUGUAGAAAUACUUAUUUUUGGAGAAAAGAAUGUGAAUCAAACAGCGUGGGUGGGGUUUAGAGGGAUUCAGGAGAUUAGGCUCUUAAAACACUUUACUUCAAAUAAUAGAGUAAAGCACCUUAUGCCAGAACAUUUGAUGAAUACCAAACCGACCACUGAUGGUGAGAUACUUUUCAUAGAAUUUGAAAGACAUGCACAUAAGGAUUCCCUAUCAUUUUCUUUUGUGUUAUGGUGAUUCUUGUUAUUCUUAAUGCUGAAGUAGUACUAGUGGUGAUUUGGGGGGGGGGGGGGGGGGGCCUCUCGUCCAUUUAGUCAAUGCUGAGGACUUGCUUGAGUUUUGCACUGGUUUAAUGAAGAGAGGGCUUAUUGGAGAGUCUCCCUGUUUAGACGCUGUAUACGUUAAUGAGUAUUGUACUUCAUGGGAGAGCGCUCUGAACAUCUAUGUAAAUACAGUAUGUGUAUCGGUUACAAACAUCCGGACAUGGGCCCGCUUGAAGUGAGGUUUUGGUUAUUUUUACACGCCGAGGGUGUCAUCGUCAAUGUUUUCGCAUAUGGAAUUCAAAAUGUCGCUGAGUUUUAGGGAGAGUAAAUCUUUUAUAUAUAUGCGUCCCAUCAUCCUUUUUGACUAUAAUAGUAUAUUAGAUAGAUCCAUACAUUGAAGAAAUAUUAUUUAAACUGAUUAACUUAGUAUUCCAUCCAAAUAUAUAGAUAAGAAAUUAACCAGACAUUACUAUAAACUGUAAUAGUGAAUAUCCUUUAUGAAGCCGCUGAUGUAUAGAUCCAAUCUCGAAUAAAAAAAAAAAAACUGGAAUGAAUAGUAUGUGUAAUAACCCCAAAUGAAUAAAUCUGUUUCUAUGUAUAUUAGGAUAAAAAGCAAUAAUAGGACUAUACUGGGACAAUAAACAGAGUCGGUUCUUUAAAUAAUAUUCUAUUCAGCAAUUGACCUUGAUGAUUAGGAUAAUACCGUUGCGUUUCUGUCUCGUAUUAAAAUUCAUUAUGGAUUCAUGCUAGUGUAAAAAAAGCAGAGAUAUAAUGACUUAGUAACAGUUUCAGGAUAAAUAAUUGUUCUUGUUGUGUUCAUCAGGGUCUUAAGUCGUUUAAUUAUUCUUUUCUUUACAUUGAAUAUCAAUCAGAUCACAGGGUGGGUCGAGACAAACUGAAAUGAUGAAACUGCAGAUUGCUUGUGACUUGAGAGGAACUCUCGCACAGCCUCCAUCAGAAAGAGUAAAGGAACCACUAAGACCAGAGCUCGAGCACCGAGGUCUCUAGGGAGCAGGAGGAGCCGGUGACUUGGCUUAUGACGGACUGAUGUCUUGAAGGCUUUGGUCCAGAGAUACACACACACACACACACACACACACACACACACAGCGGUGAGAGGAAGAGGGCGGGGCAACACGGGAGCCUCCUGUUGUCCAUUUAGAAGAGCGUUGAUUCGUUACCCUCAGUGUUCUUUGUCCCGCUACACGCAGGCACACGUGUUACUUACAGCAUAUCUUUACCCACUAAUACGUUUCUCAUUUCGUGGCUCUAUUUUAUACUUGUUUUGCACCUACUUUUUUACCUGUAUUGUUUUUAAAAGACAAAAAAGGUCAGACAUAGCCAAAGAACAAAACACAAGGAGAGGACUUAUCACUUGAGUUAACUUAUUUUAGCAUAACAAAAAGAUCAACUUGGUUUACCCAAAAGUCUUCGAGGCCACGCGAUCGAUAUCUGUGAGAUGAAGGCAUAUCAUGUUUCAGUGUUGUAAGAUUAGUUUAAUACCACAGAGGCGCCGGUAACAGACUUACUUCUCCCCAAAGAGAUCGGCUUAAAGCACAUCCUGGCACUUACACGGCCCUUUUGAGUCGUGUUUUUUUUUCUUUUUCAUUGUCAUGGGGUUAGGUUGAUGGGAGAAAAACUUCAUCUUUCUAAAAGAAACUUCUGGAGAAGUUCAGAUAAAAAGGGACUGCCCACAUGAAUUAAAAAACAAACUAGACUGAGAAGUAAUUGUGCUGACAAUGACAAGCCAGUGAACAUUCCGGCUGGAGUCCUCAUUUCUAAGACGGUACCGGGUCGGAUGUAAACACGGUGACAGUGUGACGGUGAACUGAGCAACACUGGGUUUAGGUCUGAAGGAGCUGUUGACUGUAUGCUUACGUUUAACUGCAUGCUAGUGAAAUAUAGUACAGUAGGUAAGAUUUAUCAGAAAAAAACAGUUAAGAUCGCUUAAAGAACUCAUCCACCUGAUACCUGAAGUUUAUAAAAAAAAAAGCUUUAAGACCUUAAAGUGAACAUCGGUUUAAAAAAAUCAUAUAUUUACCGUGUAGUUUAACUAAGUGAUACAUAAAGUUUAAUUAUGAUUCUUAAGAAUAUGCUAAGGUGUAAGUUUCAUUUGUCCAACUCACCCAGAAUGAAACACGUUUGAGUUGAGCGCAGCAGCGACGGGGCGGGGCAACUCACAGUGACAUUGGAUUAAUUAAGUUCUUGUUAGUAUUAUUUACAAUAUUGUAUUAAGCUUACUAUUAUAGUAAUGGUAGAAACUGUUGAUGUUUUUCUUCUCUUGAUAUGAAAAAGGUCUUUAUGCAUUUAUGUAGAAUCCCUUUUAAGGAGUGAUAGGAAAUCCUUAUUUUUCAAUGGAUGCACUUAAAGCAAUUGUACCAACCUGUCGAAAGCCACAUUGAGAAAGAAAUGCAUUUGAAUGUAAAGAAAAAACACAAAAAAGACCACUCGACUCAAUGCACUCCUUAUGCUUAUUGUUUGUCAAUUUACAAGUGAGCUUUAAGUUUUUGUUUGGAAAGAAUUUUGCGACAGGUUUUCAACGUAGACUAUAUUUGAGUUCUUCCACAUACAUUUAUAGAAAGUAACUUAAAA
Molecule: messenger RNA, 7853 nt
Organism: Anarrhichthys ocellatus (wolf-eel)
Lineage: Eukaryota; Metazoa; Chordata; Actinopteri; Perciformes; Anarhichadidae
Gene: mex3a
Product: mex-3 RNA binding family member A
Exons: 2
Coding region: 403-1971 (522 amino acids)
Molecular function (GO): RNA binding
Source: RefSeq, a predicted model, not a curated record